Molecule: messenger RNA, 2300 nt
Organism: Folsomia candida
Lineage: Eukaryota; Metazoa; Arthropoda; Collembola; Entomobryomorpha; Isotomidae
Exons: 8
Coding region: 190-1629 (479 amino acids)
Cellular component (GO): extracellular region
Source: RefSeq, a predicted model, not a curated record
AUUAUGAAUUGGUCAUGUAUUUCUUAAUGUCGUUUCACUUCAUUUGUUCUCAAGUCAAAUGGUUUGACUCAUCGAAAAACAAUUUUAGUUUCUAAUUGUUUCAAAUUUUGUUAGUUGACUCAUUUUCUCAAAAACAUUCAGAGUCAUUAAUAUUUUCAAAAAUAUUUGUGUCCUCUUAAUAAAAUAGUCAUGUAUCUCAUCCCUCCCAAUUUUUACGCAUCUUCACUCUCACAUUUGUCCAGCCUCGUUGUGAUCAUCUUUAAUCUACUAAUUUUGCAAGGAUUACACUGUUCCGACUUAUCAAAUGUGAAGAAGACGAGUAACGCAGUGAAAGUGGUCACCCCAUCGCCAGUCGUAUUAAGAAAGGCGAAACUAACGACCGAUUCCAGUUGGAUCUCAGCCUCUCUAAAUCGCCAUAAUUAUCUCCGAUCACUCCACAACGCUCAACCAUUAACGCUAAAUACGACGCUCUGCGAAAUCAGUCAAGCCUGGGCGAACCAUUUAUUGGCUCGUUCCUUGGAAAAUAUUCGAAGCAAUGGGAACGUCGCGAAGGACAAUUUUUUCUUUGACCACAACCACGCCACGAAUCAGAAGUACUUCAUCGGGGAAAAUCUCUACUUUUCCACGCACUCGAGAGGCGUUCAAGUCAACGGGACGAUUGCAGUGACGCUGUGGUACAAUGAGAUUAAGGACUACGACUUCCAAUUCGCCCGGGUCAAGGUCACCUCACGAGCAGAAAGUUUAAUAGGACAUUUCACCCAGCUCGUGUGGAAAAGUUCGACGGACAUGGGGACCGCUUUCGCCACCGGACAACUCCCCAACGGACAACUCGUCACCUUUAUCGUGGCAAAUUACUACCCCGCCGGAAACGUCCUUUAUAGGCCAGACUUCCCACAAAAGCUGUACCUCAAAAACGUAGUGCCCCCGGUUAGUGACACAGAAAAUGAAAUUGAGGACGUCGAUAAGGUCAUUCAGGACAAGAUACAGUUCUGGGAGUUAUCUCUGGUUGACAUUACCACUCCUCAAGCCUGGAUUGACCAAGCUCUCAACAAGCACAACGAGUACCGAGCUCAUCACGACUUUCCCCUCCUCACAGAAAGUCCUAAGUUAUCCGGACUCGCGCAAGCCUGGGCUGAAUUCCUGGUGGCAAAAGGUGUACGAGAUUUCAACUCGAAAUGGACAAUCGAAGGUCGCCACGGGUUUAAGAAUAUCGCAGCCACGGAGAAGGCAGAAUUCGGUGAAAACAUUAUUUACCUGGUGGGUGACGGAUUCGUCAAUCCGGAAAGCGUGGUCACCCUCUGGUACGAACAGCACAACUUUUACGACUUUGAAAACAGGAGACCCAACUCGAACAAGAGUAGAACAGCGCAGACAAACGAUUUCGAGCAAAUCAUGUGGAAAGCGACGACCCAUUUCGGCAUGGCGUUUGCCUCCGGGGUGGCAGAAAAUGGUCAAGUGAUCACCUUCGUGGUGUCGUAUUAUUACCCACGCGUUCCAAACUGGGCAACAUUGCGAGACAAAAUGGAAAACCUUCCGGACAGCAGUGCUCACAAAAUCGUCGUUAUUCCCAACAUAUUUAUUUUUUUAACGAGUUUAGGUGUACUUUUAACGUCGCAAAACGUAUUUUAAAACAAAUAAUUAAUGCAAAAUAACUUUACAUUUAUUUAUUUAUUCAUGUUUGUAAAGCAUUCCGUGGUGUAAUUAAUUUCGGCAUAAGUUAAAAAUAGCAUUCUUGUCAUCUUUCGUAAGUAAAUAUCCUCGCUGUGAUUUAUUAUACGUAUAUUUUAUAAAACUAACUCUCGUGAAGUUUUUCUUUUUUUGUUUUUGAGGGAGAAAAAUGCAAAUUUUCGGCCACGUUUACCAUCAUAACUUUGUCUAAACCGAGCAUUACGAAAAAUCCCGAAAUAUGUGUUCAAUUAUUUAUGUAAGGCUACAUAAUUAUCGUGGUUUCAUCAAAAUCGGAGCUAGACCGUUGGCGUCAUCGCAUAGUCAGUACAUUACAAAUGGAUAUAAUAUAAUAUCUGAAUCAGGCAUGUAUUCUUGGUCGGGCAGAGCCAUAAGCUUGCAUAGACUCAGCAUGGCUCUGCCCGACCAAGAAUACAUGCCUGAUCUGAAUUAGAAUUAGAAGAGGUGUAUGAUUUUUAAUGUAUUUUUUUAACUUAUUUUGUCUCUUUUAUGAUUUCUACGAUUUUUAUUCAGGUUAGGGAUUUUUAAUGUACGACUCCUUUGUUAGUCAGCUUUUCUGAUGUGUAAUUUGUGUAAUGCAAUGAUAAUUAGUGAAAUAAAAACUUAAAAUUUAA